Clarias gariepinus (North African catfish) is the source of this 5105-nucleotide messenger RNA. Its product is annotated as adhesion G protein-coupled receptor E5. The record is from RefSeq and is a predicted model, not a curated record. The transcript has 23 exons. Bases 200 to 3163 code for a protein of 987 amino acids. Gene Ontology annotation, molecular function: calcium ion binding; G protein-coupled receptor activity. Gene Ontology annotation, cellular component: membrane. Gene Ontology annotation, biological process: adenylate cyclase-activating G protein-coupled receptor signaling pathway; cell surface receptor signaling pathway. Lineage: Eukaryota; Metazoa; Chordata; Actinopteri; Siluriformes; Clariidae.
AGUUGUGAGUUUGAGAGACGAAGAUUUAUAUAGAUUUAGAGAGAGGGAGAGCUGGGGAUCUCUUGAGUGUGUUAUCAGGGCAGUACUGAAACAGAAAGCAACAAACAGUGACUGUAUUAUAAUUUAAUUUAAUGCCUGAGAGCAGGAUUUAAUCAGUGGUUAGUGUGUGCAGUUUGGAUCUGUUUUCUUUUUUCUCACAAUGAGCCACCUGUUUCUGCUGUUUCUUGGUCUUCUGUUCGCUGAGUUGAAGGACGUGACCGCUCAAGUAACGUGUGCUAAAGGAUAUGAAAUUGGCAUUAACGGAUGUGUAGAUGAGAAUGAGUGUGACCCAGAGACGGCCCCAAUAUGUGGUGCAAAUGCAAAUUGCUACAACACAAAUGGUAGCUACUACUGUCAGUGUAUAACGGGGUACCAGACAAGAACACGGAUUCUUAAUUUUACUCAGGAGAAUAGUGAACAAUGCAAAGAUAUUAAUGAGUGUACUACAAACAUAGUCAUCUGUGGCUCUAAUGCUGCAUGCGAUAACACCCCUGGUUCCUAUUACUGCACAUGUGUUUCUGGUUUUGUGGCCAGCAACGGACAGAAGCAGUUUAAUGCAAGUCAAAGUGUUUCAUGCAACGACAUCAACGAGUGUGAGAAAAACAAUUGUGGUGUUAAUUCUCAGUGCAAAAACACUCUUGGCUCAUAUUACUGCACAUGUAAGCCAGGUUUUGUGAGCAGCAAUGGACAGGAAAAAUUUAAAGCAAUCCAAGGGGUUACAUGCAAUGACAUCAAUGAGUGUGAGAAGAACAAAACCAUCUGUGGUUCUAAUGCUACCUGCAAUAAUACAAUCGGCUCCUAUUACUGCACAUGUAAUACGGGUUUCGUGGCCAGUCACUUGCAGGGGAAGUUUAAUGCCAGUCAAGAUGUUAAAUGCAAUGACAUCAAUGAGUGUGAGGAGAACAAAACCAUCUGUGGUUUUAAUGCUACCUGCAAUAAUACAAUCGGCUCCUAUUACUGCACAUGUAAUAGGGGUUUCGUGGCCAGUCACUUGCAGGGGAAGUUUAAUGCCAGUCAAGAUGUUAAAUGCAAUGACAUCAAUGAGUGUGAGAAGAACAAAACCAUCUGCGGUUCUAAUGCUACCUGCAAUAAUACAAUCGGCUCCUAUUACUGCACAUGUAAUACGAGUUUCGUGGCCAGUCACUUGCAGGGGAAGUUUAAUGCCAGUCAAGAUGUUAAAUGCAAUGACAUCAAUGAGUGUGAGGAGAACAAAACCAUCUGCAGUUCUAAUGCUACCUGCAAUAAUACAAUCGGCUCCUAUUACUGCACAUGUAAUACGGGUUUCGUGGCCAGUCACUUGCAGGGGAAGUUUAAUGCCAGUCAAGAUGUUAAAUGCAAUGACAUCAAUGAGUGUGAGAAGAACGAAACCAUCUGUGGUUCUAAUGCUACCUGCAAUAAUACAAUCGGCUCCUAUUACUGCACAUGUAAUAGGGGUUUCGUGGCCAGUCACUUGCAGGGGAAGUUUAAUGCCAGUCAAGAUGUUAAAUGCAAUGAACUGAAAUGUGACGAUCUUUAUAGUGAAAAUCCAUCUGUGCAGAUCUCUGAAGACCUGAAUCAGCUUCUUCUAGAGUUGCAGAGCAAAUGUAAGGAGAAGGAAACGACUGGAGAGAGGAUGUUAGAGAUUCUUCUUGAGGCAUUAGACAGAUUUCUUUCAAAAACAUCUUUAACAGAUACCAAGAUUAUCACAGCUUUGUUUAAAUUGGUUGAAAACAUCCUCCCUCUGAUUGGACAGCUGCAGACGAAGAGCGAUAUCAGUAAAUCAUAUCUUCGUGCACGAGUCCAGAUAUUGGUGAAAAGAAGUCCAAAUGCUCCACAUGGCAUGUUUUCUUUGUCCACCAAUGAUACAGAAUUUAAUAGCCAUUGGGAAGCAGCAGUAGGAGAUUCUUAUCAAGGCUUUGCAUCGACGUCCCUGUUUGAAUACCGGAGUCUGAAUAGUUCACUCAUCAACACCUUCUCCAAUAGAAGUAAAAUCUCUGUAGAUCGAUGCAAGCUCAACUCAAAAGUAGUGACGAUAGCAGUCACAAACCCGAACACGGCUCAUCUAAAGAAUCCGAUCACUCUCAACUUCUCUCACCUGCAGGAAACACAAUUGAAAUCAGUUUGUGUUUUCUGGGACUCCAAGCUGGAAGGGGGUGCGUGGUCUACUGAAGGCUGCAACGUAAUCCAAAAUACCACCAACUACUCCGUCUGCUCAUGCACACACCUCAGCAGUUUUGCUGUGCUAAUGGCGCUCCAUGAGCUAGAUGACGUGUUUGAGCUUCAGCUGAUCACCUGGAUUGGACUCUCGUUGUCUUUAAUCUGCCUGUUCAUCUGCAUACUGACCUUCUGGCUCAUCCGCUCCAUCCAAAGCACUCGCACCACCAUCCAUCUGCACCUCUGCAUCAGCCUCUUCAUCGCCGACUUAAUCUUCCUCGUCGGCAUCAACCAAACAGGGAACAAGGUGGGAUGUUCAGUGGUGGCGGGUCUGCUGCACUUCUUCUUCCUCGCGGUGUUCUGCUGGAUGUGUCUGGAAGGCGUGCAGCUAUUCCGCAUGGUGGUGCUGGUCUUCAACACCACUCUGAAACGUGUAUAUCUAAUGGCCGCGGGUUAUGGAAUCCCGGCUCUGAUUGUUAUCAUAUCAGCCGGCAUCAAUUAUGAAGGAUAUGGAACUCCGCGCUACUGCUGGCUCAAUCUGGAAAAGGGGUUCAUCUGGAGCUUCUUCGGCCCUGUUUGUGUCAUAAUUGUUGUCAAUGCGGUCUUCUUUUUGAUAACUGUGUCGAAGCUGGCGGAGAAAUUCAACUCCCUCAACCCUGACCUAAACAGCCUAAAAAAAAUCAAGACAUUCACCAUCACUGCCGUUGCUCAGCUGUGUGUUCUCGGCACCAUGUGGAUCUUUGGGUGUUUUCAGUUUGAUAACGAAACACUGGUCAUGUCCUACAUCUUCACAGUCCUUAACAGCCUGCAGGGGGUGCUAGUGUUCAUCAUGCACUGUCUGCUCUCCAAACAGGUGAGAGAUGAGUACAUCCGAUUCCUGACCUGUGUGACUACACUGCAGAAGAUGUCGUACUCUGAAUUCAGCACAAACCAGUCCAGCAAAUCUCAGCUGUCCAAAAGCGUUAAUGACAGAAAAGAGUCGCGGAUCUGAAGGACAUAUACUUUAGUAGCACAAGCAUGACCUUGUCUACACCCUUGCUGUUUUUUGUUUGUUUGUUUGUUGGUUUUUUUGUGAUGAUGUUCACAUUCAGCAUAAGCUCAUCUGGUGAAUUAGCUGCUUUCUGAUUCUGUUGUUGUUCUUGUUGUUCUUGAUGAUAUUAUUUUGUGACAGUCACGACUGUACAUAAAAAUCCAAGUUAAGUCUUAGAUUAAUUGAUCUCAAGUCUAAUUAAUCCCAGGCUCAAUUACAAGUGAAAAUCCAAAAACAAUAAUCUGCUAAGUCAAAGUCCUGCUCUGGUUCACUUACUGUACCAAAGUGCGGGGGGAAAAAGCACACCUGAACACUUAUCACUUAUUUAUAGAGUCUGCAAGUUGUUAAAAACAAUUUUUAAACAACACUUUACACACAUUUAUCAAACACAUUAUUACCUGAGCAGCUGUACUUUCGUAGGAAAAACAUCUAAAAACAAUUCAAAGCAAUCAUGACUUUAUACCUUCCUAGAAUUUGUGUUCCGUAAUUAUUUUGUUUUUCUCAUUAGUGCCACAAGUGGGCCUUAAGAGACACAUCCUUGCCAGAUGUGGCCCACAUCCAGUUGCUUUCUGGGUUACCGUUCAUAAUUAAUAUUUAUAUUUAAGUCCAAAUUUUUUUUUUGUCAAUGACUACAAUGUUUUAUUCAUUAAAGAAUUACACAUUAUUUUUCCUCUAUUUAUCCAUGGCAAUGAGUUUGUUAGUAAAGCAUUUAAAAAUAUAAGCAGUUUUGCCUUUUUUUUCUUUAAGUUAAUAAGAUAAAAAAAUAUAUACAGAACAUUACCAAGAAGUAAUAAUAAUCUGUCACUGACACUGGAGACUCAUUCCAAAAAAAGGUUACAUAAACUUCUCCUCAUACUCCUAAAAUAUCCCUGUAUUAACAAAUCUAUAUUUAAAAGUAAGUUAUAUGGAUCAACCACAAAUCUGUAUAUUGUUUCUAUAGCAAUUAGGGGCAGCCCUAGAGAUUCUGUUCCCCUUGAAUGCCAAAUCUAUUGGCCCCCAACAUUAAGAAAGCCAACCUUUUUUUUAAUUGCAUAACAUUCUUAAGGGCCCCCUGACACUGAGGAAUUGCUCAUACAUGGUAAAAUUCUCAGUGUUGAUUGAACACGUCAUGAGUCCAACUGGCCCUUAAUAAAGACUGUAGGGUGUUCAGUUAACACUGGGAAUUUGCUGUGUAACCAUAAUCCCGAAUUCAACCCCCCCCUGACAGGAACUCCUGACAGCAACAGUAAUGUUCGGGUGCUUUGUAACUUCUGACCGAUAAGAAUAGAGAAUUCGAUGAAACUGCACUGUGAUACAGUAUAAAGGAGAAAUAUUUCUAUACAGACCAUGACAAGUUAUAAUAAAUCACUGUCAGCAACAAAGUGCGCGAUCACAGAUACUUGCCUGAGUGUGUGUGCUGCAGAAAGGACUUGGAUGGAAUAUAAUUAAAACAAAAGAAAUGUCUUUAUACCUGGAUGUAUUUUUAUAUGAUGUGCACAAUUGGAUUAUUUUUUUUAUAGAUUUAUUGUAAUAUUUAAUUUUUUAUCUUUAAUUAUUGAAAGCUACUUUUUAUUGCAAUAUUGUUAAAAUCAUGCUAAUUUUUAUAUUUCUGAGCUAUGAAACAAUUCUGUGCCUUUUUUAAAAUAACUAUUUUAUAUUGUCAUUAAAAUAUUCAGUCUAAACGUGUAUUGUAAUGUAAAUGACAAUAUGAUGUUAUGGUGCUGUAAGAUAUGCUGGAGUUUAUGGCUCAAUUUACUGUGUGAGGAUUGAAAUGUCUGCUGACUGGAGAUCCUGAUGUAAUAUGUAUAUAUACAAGAUAUGUUUAUAGCUGAAUUCUGUCAGGUACAUUCUGGGGCAUUCUGCCUGAAAAAUAAAAAUAAAAAAUGCACUUUUUAAAAUAAAUGCACAAAUGUUAACAUGCUGA